Molecule: messenger RNA, 1870 nt
Organism: Nematostella vectensis (starlet sea anemone)
Lineage: Eukaryota; Metazoa; Cnidaria; Anthozoa; Actiniaria; Edwardsiidae
Exons: 1
Source: RefSeq, a predicted model, not a curated record
GCAACUGCUUUCAAUACUACUCUCAUAACUCCCACAAACUCCUCUCCAUCCAGGAAUACUGCUGAACUUAAUGCAAAUGACAAUGAUGAUGAAAUUCCUGUAGUAAGCACAAAGGAUCCUGACUUUUAUGACUCAGAACAAUGGGCAAACUACGUUGACAGCAUCUUAGAAGGAAUAGCUGUCCCCCAACCUUCUCAGACACCACAAUCUACAACACCCAACCAAACUUCUGCAUCAACAAGACAACAAAGUCACUCAAACCAGCAGCAUGCAGCUACUUCAGCAAUUAAUAGAACAUUCAAAAUUACAACAUUGAAUGUGUCUGGUUGUAAAAUUUGGCUGUUUGAGAACAGUAUCUCCCAAUCUACCCUAAAUGGGCGAAACGGAUCAAAUGCCUGCACUUUUAUUGCUAUUAUUUUAGCCAAAACAGUCAUUUCUAAUUUAGGAACACUUGCAUUUCCAAUUGCCCAGUUGUCACCAGUUUGGGGAGUGAUUAUGUGUAAUUGCAUUUCUCAUGGAAAUAGAGUUCACCAACAAGUCACAGGAGGCCAGGCUAUUUAUUUCAGUGUUCAAGAUGCUGCUGUGCAUCUAUCUUCAAUUGGCACAAUCAUGGUAGAAGACUCCUUUGAUGUAGACUUUGUGUGUCAGAAUCCACAAGUCCCACAGUCAUCACUUAGGUUCUACCUCCAGCGUCUAGUGAGAGAACCCAAUAUCGCUGCAAUCGUAAUAAUCAAUGGCUUAUCUGUAUGUUUCCUUGGAAGAGGGAAUGAAGUGCUUCUCCUUGAUAGCCAUUUGCAUGGAACUUUUGGUGCCCUUGUUGGUAAAGCUGCACUGCAAGAUAUUGAUCAAUAUUUAACUAUAUGUAAGCAGUGGUUAAGUCCUAAUGUAAUUAUGUGUACUGUUACUUUUAUAAGUUUUGUUUAGAAUUACAGUAAUGUAUUUGCUAUUGCUGUCAGCAACAUGCUAGUAAACACCCGACUAAGUUUUUGACAAGUUUCUAACAGGUUUUAGACAGUCUGUUACACAAGUUGAGUAAACUUCAUAUGUAAAGGAUGUCAAAAACACAACAGAAUCUUGUCAACUUAGAUGAGUGUUCAUGGUAGCACAUGUCUAAAUUAAUAUUACAAUGAAUUUUGAGUACUUUACAGCGAUGAGAAUUUGUAUGAAUAACAGCAGGCGAUAUUUGACUGAUAUGAAAUAGUGGACUUCAUUCGGGAUAAUUCAGAGCUGCAUUGACAAAUUUACUUACAUAACCAUGACGCAGCCCCUUUGAGAAAAAUAUUAGAAAAGUACUUCUAAGGCGAUGUUAGAAAGAAAAAUUCGAGACAGGAUUAAGAAUUAAUUAGGCCUCAUUUUUUUUGUGUUAUGAAAGCAAAAAGUUACAGGUUUCAUACAAGCUAACUGCUAAUGAAUAAGUCUCAUAUCCAUAAAAUUAGGGAAAGAGGGAAGAAUAAAACAGAUAAUUAAGCGCGAGGAGGAACAAAGGAAGUGAUUAAAAAAAACCCAGGAAAUUGAGUUGUGCUUACCUCCGCUUCGUUUCGCAUCCCUUAUAAAGUCGCUGGAGCAUAGAUCGGUAAAAUAAAUGAUCAGGGACGAAAGAAACCUUCUCUCUUUCUUUAGAUCAUAAACAUUACUCAAUGGCAAGAAAUUAAAGUGCACUUUUCUCCCAUUUUCCUCUCUUGUUUAUGCUUCCAUGUGGUAGAACGUCCGCCAUCUUGGUUUUCAAUUUUUGAGCAUGCGCAGUGUUUGACCGCCAGCCGCGAUCUGCCUCGACACAGGCCUCCAGAGCGCGCAAAACAAUAUGGCGCAUAAGUAUUUCUGUCCCUCGCAAAAACACACGAAAACUCACUGCAGAAAGCUAAGAAUUGUC